Messenger RNA from Rhopalosiphum padi (bird cherry-oat aphid), 6426 nucleotides. RefSeq names its product tubulin monoglutamylase TTLL4-like. The record is from RefSeq and is a predicted model, not a curated record. Lineage: Eukaryota; Metazoa; Arthropoda; Insecta; Hemiptera; Aphididae. The coding region runs from base 935 to 3892 and encodes 985 amino acids. The transcript is spliced from 19 exons. Gene Ontology annotation, cellular component: cilium. Gene Ontology annotation, biological process: protein polyglutamylation; microtubule cytoskeleton organization. Gene Ontology annotation, molecular function: tubulin-glutamic acid ligase activity; tubulin binding.
UUUAUUUUUUCCGUCGGCGAACCACCCCAUCGCGAACACUGAAUAACUUGUCAAGUCGUAAGUCCCGAAGUCCGUAACAGUGCGUUCCACGAUUACGACGAUCUUGCACGACUGUUUAUUGAAUAUAUUUUGAAAUUUGAAUGCUAAUAUUAAUAAUAAUUUAUUACUAAUGAGUAAGAGUAAUAAUUACUUCCUUGUUGUUCACACUAAAUGAAAAAAUAACAUUAAAAAAACUAUCCCCCACGAUGGAGUUUCAUUAAUUUUCGACGACGAAUCGUGUACCACACUUGACAGUUCGUCUACAAGUCCGCUAGUCGGCAGUUGCUACAACUCGGCGCAGCUCUCAGCCCCACAGGCUACAGGACAUCGCCCGAGUGCGCUUCACUUCACUGUCAGUGUUCAGUGACCAGUGUGCGUCGCUCGCGGUUCGCACGUGAGCGAACGACGCCAACGUUUUUUUUUUAUCUUUUCCCGAGGCCGUGUAUAGGAGGGAGUUGCCGAAUACGUUUUGCGUGUAUUAUUUUAUUAUAUUGUUAAAGAUUUAUUAUUAUUUAUUACGAUUACCUAGAGAGAUUGCCAACUAAUCACUUACUACAGUGUAUUAUUACAUUCGAAAUUAUUCGCUGUUUCCUACCGCGUUCGAAUCGAUUGUCGACCGACGACCACCGUUCGCCGCCGUUUGAAAUGUCUCCUGUUUGGCGGGUAAUAGACUCGUCGUCGUGACCAUAAUAAUAAAAUAACUAUAGUUGACAAUAACUACUGCGUGCAGCUAAAACUCGUGUCCAUCGCCGAAGUCGUAGACGUCAACAACCGCACUCAUCGAAGUCGUCUUCAAUUCUUCAUUCAAAUAUAGUUAAUAUUAUUAAAUAUCAUUGUAAUCAUAUUCAUGACAAACCUUAAAGUAUUUUUGUAAUAAUAUACAAGUCAAUAGAAAAUGAACAAUAAAUCAUACUCAAUACUAACCAAAGACAUGAUCAAUACUUCUGAACAUGAUGAAUCUGUACCAGAAAAUUGUUUUUGUCCUGUAUGCAAUGUACAUAUGAAUAGAAUAAAGAGAUCUCGACCACUCGAUACUCACCAAGAACAUAAUGCAUUUUCACCAGAUGGAAUUAAAGAACGGUGGUGUCCUAUGGAUCGGUUACAAAAUCUUCGUACAAAUUUACAUCAAACAAUGGAUCAUGGUUCAGAAAGACUAUUAAAGUUAAAUCCCUAUCCAAUUUUGGAUACUGAUCCUAUAUUAGACAAUUUAAACUACUCUAAUGCGUUAUCUAAAUCUCCUCAUUUAUUAGGAAACAAAAAGAAAGAUUAUACAACACAAUCUAUGUAUGAAAUAGAACAAAAUGACAGACACAAUGAUGUUUUUCAAUAUAAUAAUUCAAGGCUUUGGGAAGAAAACGAGAAUUGUGUAGAUCAAGAGGAGUUCAAAAAUAUUGAUCAAUUUAAUUAUUCACCAAUUAAAAAGUAUGAUAUGCACAUGAGACAACCUCCUGUUCAUCGCCAACGCAAGAUAUUACCAACGGUUCCUCCUAAGCCUCUUAUUUCUACAAAUUGUACACAUAAGAUAGGAUGCUCAUCUUUAACUAUAAAUGGUCAUUUGAAUAAUACAAAUCCAAAGAAUAAAGAUCUCAUGGACAUUCCAAAUCAAAAAACGAUUGUCAAUCAUGUACGAUUAGCUACACUUAUGCCUGUAGUAUCUAAAGAAACAUAUAAAUCAAUGAAACAUACUAAAGAUACACCUAAGGUAAAAGAAUCAUUGACGAUAACUAAAGAAGACGAGCAAAUUCAUGAACAAUCGAGUUCAAAACCAGAAUUAAUACUUAAUAGUGAUAUCUAUGAAAAAUCAAAAUCAAAAUUAUCUGAUAAAAACUGUAAAAUAUCAAAUCCUAAAACUAGAUGGCAAACUGAUAAUAUAAAUAACACAUCUGUGUUUUCUGUCAAUUCUUUAAAAACACACGUGGACUUAACUUCUGAAAACACUCAAACAAGCUUAGAAUCUCCAAUAGUGCAACCCCUUAACAAAAAAAUAGAACAAGAUUGUAUGAUUGAUGAACCAAAUAAAUUAGCUUUUGACCAUUUGUUUUCAGGUACUCAAAAACAAAACGAUUAUUUUGAAUAUCAUUCAGCCUUAAGACCUAGUUUAUUUUCUAAUAUGCCGCCAUACAUACGAUUUUCUUCUCAUGAUAUGAAAGGUGAAUCAUUUCCAUUAUCUUUACAAAAGUUAUUAAAGUGGAAACUUAGUUCUAUAACUCCAAUUGUUGUACGUAGAACUAUUCAAAAUAGUGGUUUUAAACUCGUUAGAAAAUCUAAUGAUUGGGUUGGAACUUGGGGUAAACAUAUGAAAUCAUUAUGUUUCAAAACUCUCCGAGAACAACAAAAACUUAAUCAUUUUCCGGGUACUUUUCAAAUUGGUCGCAAAGAUAGACUAUGGAAAAACUUGCAUAGAUUAAUGUUAAAAUAUGGUAAAGAACAUUUUGGUUUUAUACCUACAUCAUAUAUAUUACCUCAAGAAGCUAGAAUUUUACGACAAGUUUGGGAGAAAAAUGAUGAAGAUAAAUGGAUUGUUAAACCGCCAGCAUCUGCUAGAGGAACUGGAAUUCGCGUUAUAUCAAAAUGGGGUCAAAUACCAAAGAAGGUACCUUUAGUUGUACAGAGAUAUAUAGAUAAUCCAUAUUUAAUCAAUGACACCAAAUUUGAUUUAAGACUCUAUAUACUUAUCACUUCAAUCAAUCCACUUCGUCUAUAUCUUUAUGAUAAUGGGCUUGUACGAUUUGCUUCAGUUAAGUAUUCAUCCGAUCUUACCACAUUAUGUGAUCGAUAUAUGCAUUUGACAAAUUAUAGUAUUAACAGACUUAGUAGUCAGUAUACUCAAAAUGAAGAUGCUGAUGCAUGUCAAGGUCAUAAAUGGACAUUACGAUCAUUGUGGACGUAUAUGGAGAAAGAACGCAAAAUUGAUGUUAAAAAAUUAUGGGAGAGCUUAGAAGAUUUAGUUGUCAAAACGGUUAUUAGUGGCGAAUCACCUAUGAGUCAAAUGUGUCGUUCUAAUCUGAGCAAUAGGUAUAAUGCAUACGAGUUAUUUGGAAUAGAUGUUUUGUUUGAUGAACACCUUAAACCUUGGAUACUAGAGGUCAAUAUAUCUCCUUCAUUGCAUUCAUCUUCUCCUCUUGAUUUGGCUGUCAAAGGACCAUUAGUCAAAGAUCUAAUGAAUAUGGUUGGUUAUCAUAUCCCAAACAAAAUGUCUUCUAGUACACAUAAUAAUUUACUCAAGAUGUUAGGAGUAAAAUCUCCACUAUGUUAUGAUAAGAGAUUAUAUACAUUCAAUUUAUCUGCUAAAGAAAAAGAAAAACAAGAAUAUUAUACAAAUGUUGAAUCCAGAGCAGAAUAUAUAGAUAGUAUAUUAGAUGAUUUAUUACCUGAUGAUGUACGACAUCUUAUCAUUUAUGAAGAUGAACUUACACAAAUUGGCUCAUUUCAAAAAGUAUUUCCAACCACUUCAUCUUUUAAAUAUCAUCAAUACUUUGAUGGUUCCAGAUAUUAUAAUAUGCUUUUUGAUGCAUGGGAAUGUAAAUAUAGUAAUAACAGAGGAGAAGGUAUUGCUGUGCUAGAAAAGUUAUGUCAGUUAAAAAUUCACUUGGAGGUACCAGAUAUUGAUGAAGAACAAUCAAAAACUUGCGACAUCCACCAAAAUACACAAAUGGAAGUUGAAAAAAUUGGCAGUGAUAAAUUAAUUGACCAUCAUCAAGCGGUCAUCAGUCAUUUUUCAAUGUCUGCUGCCGAACGUCGUCAUAUGGUGUAUACAUCUAUUACAAUGUCUGACGAAGGAGAUUGGAUUAGUGAUGAUUUUCCAUUUGAUGAUGAUUCUACAUCAGCAACCAGUCAUCCAAUGGUUUCCUGAUAUAUAACCAUGUUAAUGAACACAAAGCAUGCAAUAACAUCAAACCGAUUGCGUUUGUAUGGUUUUGUUCAUGGCGUUUGGACUUGGUUAAAAACACAUAUUAAUUAAUUUUUUAGUUUAAUUAAACUAAAAAUAAUAUAUUGUGAUAACUUAGAUGUAUUCCUAAGAAUAGGGAACAAAUUUGUAGUUACUUUUUAGAAUAUUGAAGUAAUGUAAAUAAUAUUUGUUACAUUCUCAGUAGUUGAGGGGUUGUUAAAAAUAAGUGUAUACAUUUUUAUUCUGUGAUCGGAUAAAGCUUAGCUAUUUUUUUUUGAGGAAUUCACUUGUUGUUAAAAACUGUUUUACGCGGAUAAGAACCAUCCUGACAAUAUUCCUUAUUAUACCAUAUUUUUACCAUUAUCUUUUUGUUGUGAAUAUUUGUUUUUUAUUUAUAAUUGUUUAAAUAUGGGUUCUUCCCCACGUGAAAUCGUUUUUCUAUAUAAUUUUGUAAUCAAGCAACAACCAACUAUAUACGUGGACACAUGGUACUGAUGUGAAACCACUUGAUUGUUACUUUGAAAUAGUUCUUAAAACUUUCUAUAUCACAUAAAAAGUGUAUGACGUAUUAUCUUAAAGAUACCUACUAUUUUGCUAUAUUUGUGGUAAAGAAAACAAAGUUAGAUUAUUGUUGAAGGUAGAUUUUUAAAAUUAUGUGCAAUUUUGGUUUUUCAAUACCAAUAAUUUUUUUGUGACCAUUCUCAAUUUUAAACAAACAAGAUAGUAUUAAAAUUAAUAAUAAUUUUACUAAGACAUUUUCAACUCAUUUUACAUAUAUUUUAUUAAUACCUACUUAAUUAAAUUUUUUAUUCAAAAUGAUUACAAUAAAAAUCAUAAUAUAUGCUUCUAUAGGAUUUGUUGUAAUGCUUAACUCACAUAAUAUGUCAUUACUAUUAUGUUUUAUGAAUAAAUCACUGCCACAUUUUUUUGGUUUAAAACAUGUUUCAAUUUAGUUUUUGUAUUAAAAAAUUGCAUUUUUACACAUUUUGACCAAAAAAUUGUAAUCUUAAAAUUAAAUAUUCUAUCAUAUAGUUUAUUACAGUGAUUGACAUAAAAUUUCAAAUUUUUAUGAUAACUAAAUACUAUUUAGAUUUUAUUAUAAAAAAUUGUUGUAAUAUUAAAUUUUCAUAUAAACGAAUGAGUAAGUUUAUCAUUUUUAAAUUAAAUUUUGCCAUACAGUUAGAGAUAUCAAAAUUUCCCAGAAACAAAUUUAUGUAAAGUAUUCAUUAAAUAUUUUAUUUUGAUAAUGCUCCAACUUUUUAAUUUGUAAAAUAAAUUAUUAUACCUAAGUAGAUAAUUAUUCUUUUUGUUAUACAUGAUUGAAUUUAAAUAUGUGUUCAUAUAUAUAUUUAUGAUAAUUUAUAAAAGCUCUAAGUACCUACUCGUAUUAAAGGUUAUACUAACUGUAACUAAAUUUGAAGACAAUAUUACAUUUAUUUAGUUUUAAUAAUAUUAGAUUCAACAACAUUUAUUUGUUUGUAGUUUUUGUGAAUUGUAACUAUUUUAUAUUGUACAAUUUUAUCUUUUUAAUAAACUAAUUAAUGAAAAAGUUAACAGAAGCAAAGAUUAUAAGAUUAAUUAAUAUCAAAUAGGAUUAUUAUUAAAAUUACUUAUUUACAUAAUAUUAUUUUAUGUACCUAUGGGCUAUAAGCAGUGUUCAAACAAUAAGCACAAAUAAUUUCAAUUUCAAAAAUUUAUUUUAUAUCUGGCAUAAUAUUACAAAACAUAAAAUUUUAAUAUGUCAUAAUACCUAUACAAUUCGUCUCAAUUAGUCAUCUAUACAGAAAAUGUGAGAUAGACAAUUAAUUUUGUAAAAACUUUUUAUUUAUAAACUUUUUUACUAUUUCCAAGUUGAAUGUGAGUGAUGAUUUCCCUUAGUGACUUAUUUUCAUCACAAAAUACACAGUAUUUAAUGCUAUUUAUUUCUAUAUUAAGUUUAACCUAAAAAGUAUAAAAGUUAAUUACUUUGGUUAAAUCAAUAAGUGAAUGAUAAAUGUGGAGCAAAAUUAUUUUAUGGUUUCCUGUUUGUUUUGUGUAAAAUGUUUAAUUAAUAUUUAUUUUAAUAGCUUUAUAGUUUAUAUAUUUUCACAAUCGCGCCUUUCUCAAAUUUUAGGUUACAUGAUAUUAUUCUACAAAAAGCAUACUUAAUAUAUUAUUUGUAUAACCUGUAGUCACCAUCUUAAAAUUAUGAAUGCUGUUGAUUCUACAUGCCACUUCAAGUAUAUUGACAAAAUAAGUACUAUAUCUGCUGAAAGUUGUAUACACAUUGUAUGCGUUUUUCUUUUUUUUAACAAAUGUACAUUUUUGGUAAAAAUGUAUUAUAACUGUUAUAAAGUUACUAUUUAAUAAAAAAAAAUAUUAAUUUGUAUAAUAAUAACACCUAAAAAGUCUAGAAAACCAGUGCAGGGAGUAAUAGUGUUGAGGACUUAAACCUUCCUUUAUCAACAGAAAAUCUGUAUUUUAUUAUUAAAAAAAUAAAAAUUAUAUUUUAAUUUUUU